AUGAGUACCAGUCGAAGCAACAGCACCUCGGCAACGUCACCGGCAUCGUCAUCAUCGUCGUCUUCGUCGAUGGUGGCCCCGGCGGUGACCACCACCAGUCAGGACUCGGCAAUGAACUCGUUCAUACAGGAGUUGCGCAACCUGAGCAGUUCCAGUAGUGCCAGCAGCAACAGCAGCUUCGAUUCGGGCUUUUCCGCAUCUUUCACCGGAGGGGACUCCAACGGCGGUAGUGGCCGGGCCACUGCCACCAACAGCAACCAUCAACAGCCGAACAUCAUCUGGGGUAACAAGUCACUCUGGGGUCGACCACCUCCGAGCCCGUCACCUGCAGCGAAGACAGCAACAUCUACGGUGAUUUCCGCGACAGAAUCGACAAAUAUCAACAACCUCAGCAACAGUAUGUACGCUACUAAAGAACCCCAAUCCUCGUGGAACUCGACGGUCAGUCCGUCCGUUCCAUCCCAGUCCCAAUCUCAAUCCCAAUCCCAAUCCCCCCACUUCCCACAAAGUAUUUGGGAGAACUCAACUACGAAUGCAAACGAAUCGAUGGCACUGUCCGGUACCGCCGGGUCAACAUCCCUCGGUUCCAUCUGGAUGAUACCGGACGGAACGUCCCGAAGCGUUUGGGGCGAACCUCCGGUUAAGCCAAAUUCCCAGCUGUUGCGACCGACCGAAAUCGGUGCCACCGUCGGUGGUGCUGGCAGUAGUAACAGUAGCACCAGCACCAGCAACAGCGGAUGUGGCAGCAAACUUAGCUCCCUGUGGGCACCGAGCGCAGUCAGUACCCCGCCGCCGCCGCCACCAUCGCAGCAGCAGGGUCUGGCUGGGUCCGGAAAUGUUUUGAAAUCGCUCCGACUGGCCGGCACGGUGGGUGCCGGUGGUGGAUCCAGCUCCAGCUUCGGUCUCGGUGGUCUGACCACGACGCCGACUGCCGGAACGAACGGUGGACCAUCCGCUUCUGCCACCGCCGCCACCACCACCGCAGCAGCCAGCCUGCAGCUGUUUUCGGACGAAUUUCUCAGUUAUCUAAAUAUCAACAAUUAG
Malaya genurostris is the source of this 1044-nucleotide messenger RNA. Its product is annotated as serine-rich adhesin for platelets-like. NCBI's taxonomy places the organism in Eukaryota, Metazoa, Arthropoda, Insecta, Diptera, Culicidae. The record is from RefSeq and is a predicted model, not a curated record. The coding region runs from base 1 to 1044 and encodes 347 amino acids. The transcript is spliced from 2 exons.